GUUCUCAGUCUCCCCCGCGCGCGCUUCAUUCUUAAAUUAUUUUUAAUUAUUUAACACUAUACUUCCUCCAGCGGAAGGUGCAAUAUAAUUGAAUUGUGAUAUUAGAUUUAGUGCAAAGUGUAGAGCAAUGCAGCGGCACAGAUGAAAGUUGACCCUCGCCAUCAAUAUUUUUUGGCAACACACACAUUCGCAUGCCGCGCGCGCACAUGAACUCACACACAGAUGCCUUGUGAAAGUAGGGAAGAAGUGGUGGGGGGAAGCAGCAAGACUCCGCCGAUUGGCCAAAUUUAAAAGUUGCCACUAAGCAAAAUGCUAAAUUUAGACGGCGCCGAAGAAGCGUCUCCCCCUCCACCAGAGAGCUCGCAGCUUCUGCUGGACGAGGAAAAGGGGACUCCAGCGCCGCCUGCUAGCCAUCUGGAACCGCCAUUCACCACCCCGCUGGCCCCCUUCGACAUGGAACUGAUGCAGCGCAUCGGCCUCAGCGAUAAGCUGAAGGGCAGCGGAAGCCUUUGGGAGGGCAGGAACAGGGGCCGGGGAGCAGCAGAUCCAACGACGGAUUUUAUGGACCAAGAGCGAGAUGCGGCCGGCGGAGAGAACCGAAAAUCAUCAAGUGAAUCACUCUCUGAUAAGAGAGCCAGGUUCGCUGCAAGCAACGCCUCCACGCUUCAACUGCCAGACGCUGCUGCCGGGCCCCUGGCCAAUGGCAAAAAGAAGUCCUCCGAGCCAAGGAACCAAAAUCAUCUCUCAAGCCCCUUGCUGCCAAUGACUGAACCCACUUUGGGAAAUAAUGGCUACGAUGAACGCGAAUGCAGUUGCCCCAGGGAGUUCUACCAGCGGGAGGAGAUCAACACAUCGCUGUUCUUCGAAGACUGCACGCGCUCUAUUGACUUCGUGCUGGCCUACAGGAUCAAUGCCCAUGAGCCCACGGAGGCGGAGAAUACCGAGAAGCGACGGGUGUUCGAGGCGAAUCUCGUGAGCCAGGGCCUCGAGGUGGAAACAAGCCAAAAGGAUCAGAUAUGUUUCGUGAAGAUCCAUGCCCCUUUGGAGGUGCUGCGUCGGUAUGCGGAGAUACUUAAGCUACGGAUGCCCAUGAAGGAGUCCUUGUGUAAUUUGCGUAUAUAUGAAAGAACCAACCGUCUACAGAAUGCGGCUCAAUACUUGUCCAAGAAGAUCCCUGGAAUGUCUGUGGUCAAUCGUUCGACAAAAAGCAUCUUUUCUAGUCUGAAAACCGUUUGCCAAUUCUUCCUACGGAAUAUCCAUGUGGAUGAGCAUAUAUUCCCCAAGAGAGCGCAUCGUUUUACUGCCAUUUACAGUCGCGACAAGGAGUAUCUCUUUGAUAUACGACAGGAUUGCUUCUUUACCACCGCCGUGAGGUCGCGCAUUGUGGAGUUUAUAUUGGAUCGUCAGCGUUUUCCUACCAAAAAUCAACAUGACAUGGCUUUUGGCAUUGAGCGAUUGAUUGCAGAGGGCGGCUACUGUGCGGCAUAUCCAUUGCAUGAUGGCGAAAUAACCGAAUCGGGCACCAUGAGAGCUCUUCUCUACAAACAUUGGGCUUCUGUGAAGAAAUGGUACCGCUAUCAGCCUCUAGAUGACAUCAAGGAGUACUUUGGCGUCAAAAUUGGUCUGUAUUUUGCCUGGUUGGGCUAUUACACCUAUAUGUUGCUGCUGGCCUCCAUUGUGGGUGUGAUAUGUUUUCUAUACUCCUGGUUCUCCCUCAAGAACUAUGUGCCCGUCAAAGAUAUCUGCCUGCGUGCAAAUACAAAUAUAACCAUGUGUCCCCUCUGUGAUUGGUGUAACUUUUGGGACCUCAAGGAGACCUGCAAUUAUGCCAAGGUCACGUAUCUCAUCGACAAUCCCAGCACAGUUUUCUUUGCCGUCUUUAUGUCCUUUUGGGCCACCCUCUUCCUGGAGCUGUGGAAGCGCUACUCCGCGGAGAUAACCCAUCGCUGGGAUCUGACGGGCUUUGAUGUCCACGAGGAGCACCCUAGGCCGCAGUAUUUGGCCAAGUUGGAGCACAUACCACCCACCAGAGUGGACUAUGUGACGAACGUCAAGGAGCCGACGGUUCCCUUUUGGCGGAUGAAGCUGCCAGCGACUGUUUUUAGCUUUUCGGUGGUGCUGCUGCUCAUUGCCUUGGCUUUUGUGGCCCUUUUGGCGGUGGUGGUGUACCGCAUGUCCAUGCUGGCGGCUCUAAAAGUGGGCGCCAGUCCCCUGACCACCUCGAGUGCCAUUGUUUUGGCCACAGCCUCGGCGGCCUUUGUGAAUCUGUGUUUGCUCUAUAUCCUGAAUUAUAUGUACAGCCACUUGGCGGAGUACCUCACAGAGCUGGAAAUGUGGCGCACUCAAACGCAGUUCGAUGACUCGCUGACUCUCAAGAUCUAUCUGCUUCAGUUUGUUAACUAUUAUGCCUCUAUAUUUUAUAUAGCCUUCUUUAAGGGCAAAUUUGUGGGACAUCCAGGGGAGUAUAACAAACUGUUUGACUAUCGACAGGAGGAGUGUUCUUCUGGUGGAUGCCUCACGGAGCUCUGCAUCCAGCUGGCCAUCAUCAUGGUGGGCAAGCAGGCCUUCAACACGAUACUCGAGGUAUAUCUGCCCAUGUUCUGGCGCAAAGUGCUGGCCAUUCAGGUGGGCCUCUCCCGUUUGUUCAACAACACCCCGAAUCCCGACAAAACCAAAGACGAGCGUUGGAUGCGCGACUUUAAGCUGCUAGAUUGGGGGGCACGCGGUCUGUUUCCCGAAUAUUUGGAGAUGGUUUUGCAAUACGGAUUUGUGACCAUCUUUGUGGCCGCCUUUCCGCUGGCCCCGUUUUUUGCCUUGCUCAAUAAUAUACUGGAAAUGCGUUUGGAUGCCAAGAAACUGCUGACACACCACAAGCGGCCUGUGUCGCAGCGUGUGAGGGAUAUUGGCGUGUGGUACAGGAUACUGGAUUGCAUAGGAAAGCUAAGUGUGAUCACAAAUGGGUUCAUCAUUGCCUUUACAUCGGAUAUGAUUCCUCGACUGGUCUACCGCAACUAUGUCUCCAAAGAUGGCACCCUGAAUGGAUACCUGGACUUUACUCUCUCCGAAUUCAAAGUCUCCGAUUCACCCACUUUGUACAGCCUCGCAGGCGAUCUCUCCAAUAUCACAUCGUGCAAAUACACAGACUUUCGGUUGCCGCCCUCAUCGCCGGAUAAAUACAAUUUAAGCAGCAUGUUUUACAUCAUUUUGGCCUGUCGUUUGGGCUUUGUGGUGGUCUUUGAAAACUUUGUGGCUCUUGUGAUGAUUCUGGUGCGCUGGUGCAUACCCGACAUGAGCGUGGAGCUAAGGGAUCAAAUCCGUCGCGAGGUCUAUGUCACCAAUGAGAUUAUCAUCGAGCAGGAGGCACAUCGUGCGCGGUUCGAGCGCGCCAAACGCAGCAGUUCGGUUCUACAGACCUCCCCCGAACAGGAAGUGGACGUCUCUUCGAUCCAAGAGCCCAAUGCCAAGUUCAUAAGCAUUGAGAAGCUGCUCAGCGAGAAUCUCACACAAGUAGAACUCGAUGCCAUCAUCCAUCUCUCGGAUCCUCUCACAGGCAUUGCAGGCGCAAACGCCUAAAGGAAUGCUCCUCAAUAUUGUGGCACAAAUGCAAAUGCUCCUCAAACUGAAUCUCUAGCCUUAAGUUUCGUUUAAAAGUGAUUCAUUGUGUUAUGGAUGUUCCUUUCAGUCACUUAAUUAGCCUCUAAUUUUCGACUCUAUUGUUGAUUUCGGUUGUAAGCUUUACUCAUUUGCACAAUUGUUAUAUAGGUUCAUCUUUUUUUACUACAAAAUGCUUUAAAACAGACUCAAAAGUAGUAUAAGGAGUGCCCUCCGCCCCCCCAGUGAGUGCCAAAUAAUUGGCAAUUAAUCUCCUCCUUAGUGAAGGAAUCUCACCAAAUGUUAUAGAACUCAGGCUCUCUCUCUAUUUUA
Molecule: messenger RNA, 3924 nt
Organism: Drosophila miranda
Lineage: Eukaryota; Metazoa; Arthropoda; Insecta; Diptera; Drosophilidae
Gene: subdued
Product: anoctamin-1
Exons: 15
Coding region: 310-3573 (1087 amino acids)
Biological process (GO): chloride transmembrane transport
Cellular component (GO): plasma membrane
Molecular function (GO): chloride channel activity; protein dimerization activity
Source: RefSeq, a predicted model, not a curated record